Talaromyces proteolyticus is the source of this 1395-nucleotide messenger RNA. RefSeq lists its product as uncharacterized. The record is from RefSeq and is a predicted model, not a curated record. Gene Ontology annotation, molecular function: hydrolase activity, acting on carbon-nitrogen (but not peptide) bonds, in linear amidines. The transcript has 3 exons. Bases 1 to 1395 code for a protein of 464 amino acids. Lineage: Eukaryota; Fungi; Ascomycota; Eurotiomycetes; Eurotiales; Trichocomaceae.
AUGGUGUUGUCAUCUAGAUUUCUGUCUCCCCGUCUUAGGGCAUCGGCUGUGCAUCGAGUAUUCCGCCCUCGCUGCUGUCUUCCACCUACCCAGUAUUUAUACAGAAGAAAAUAUUCAGCUUCAACACUGUUAGGUCCAGCUCCAACAACUCUCGCAGUCAACAGGCAGCGCCUUUGGGAUACUCUACAUUACACCGCUCAAUGGGGAGAUUCGAAAGAUGGCGGGGUUCGCAGGCUAGCCCUGACUGAAGAAGAUAAAGCCGUGCGUGAGUGGUUCGUGCAGGAAGCCCAAAAGUACGGCGCAACAGUGAAGGUAGAUGAGAUGGGAAAUUUGUUUGCUAUACGUCCCGGCCAGAAUAAUGAUUUGCCGCCGAUUGGCAUUGGAUCGCACUUGGACACACAGCCUGCUGGUGGUCGUUAUGACGGUAUAUUGGGAGUACAAGCAGGUCUUGAAAUUCUGAAGGUUCUCCAUGAGAAUGACUGGACCACCCAUGCACCAAUUGCCAUCAUUAACUGGACCAACGAGGAAGGCGCACGAUUCAAUACCGGUAUGCUAUCGAGUGCAGUAUGGGCUGGAAAGGCGACGCUUGAGUAUGCAUACAAUCAUGUCGACCCCGAGGGCAAGACAUUCAAGGAUGAGCUCAUUAAAAUCGGGUUUCAAGGGCCAGUCAAAGCUAGCUAUCUAGCCAAUCCUCUUUCCGCCCACUUCGAAUACCACAUUGAGCAAGGUCCCGUUCUUGAGGAUGAGAAGAAGGCUAUUGGCGUCGUGACCGGUGUGCAGGGUAUGUUAUGGCUGAUUGUCACAGUCACAGGAAGAUCGCAACAUUGUGGGACAACGCCGAUUGACCGCCGUCGCGACGCUUUGCUUGCCUCUUGCCGCAUGAUUUCUCGGGUGAAUGAUGUCGCCUGGGAAAAUAAAGGUCUUACAACUGUUGGCGUGAUUAAUUCAGAACCGCAAAGUCCUGGCACAAUUCCUGGAAAAGUAACAUUCAGCGUUGACAUCGAACACCUUAGCAACGAGUCCAUGGACAAUAUGGCCGCGAGCGUGCGUUCCCUGUGUCAAGAAGUCGCAGACAAACAUGGCUGCACUGUAGACAUCGAGCAAAUAUGGAGGAGUGAAGCAGUGGAAUUUCACGAGGACUGCAUCAAUGCUGUUCGCUCCGCUGCUAUCGAGUUAGUCGGAGAUGAUCAAUAUCGGGAGCUCCCUGCUGGAGCUGGUCAUGACAGUGUGAACACUAGCUAUCAUUGUCCGACCAGCAUGGUAUUUAUCCCGAGCCAAGGAGGAAUUUCGCAUCAUCCAUCAGAAUAUAGUACUCCGGAGCAGUGUGCCCUGGGAACGCAGGUGUUGUUGAAUGCAGUUUUGCGAUUCGAUGAACAGUUGAAGAAAAAGUCCUAA